UUUCACAAGGGAGCUUACCACGCUGCAUUAUACGCUUAUUAUAUAAAAAUAAAUCAUUGGUUUUGAGUUAGAAACAGUGCAGCUGCCGCGAAAUGAAGUUCUUCAUUCUGAUUUCUGUAUUAUUGGUCUGUCAAGGGUCCACGGAAGAGGAGGAAAACAUAAUAGGCGAGCUGUGCUUCAAGCCAAAUGGUGGACCACCUUGCCAGAAAUUAAAAACAUAUUAUUGGGACAAGGCAAAGAAUCAAUGCGUACCAGCCCGAUAUUUAUUGGAGCCUUGUGGAUUCUUUCACGUGAUGGACGUGUGCGAUAAAAUAUGCGCCAAGGAAUCGUGGACCUUAUCCCUUUUGGAAUUACAUGUUCGAAAGUUGCCAUAAAAUAUACUGGGUUUUCUAAUGCCAA
Molecule: messenger RNA, 399 nt
Organism: Drosophila erecta
Lineage: Eukaryota; Metazoa; Arthropoda; Insecta; Diptera; Drosophilidae
Gene: Sfp33A1
Exons: 2
Coding region: 93-374 (93 amino acids)
Source: RefSeq, a predicted model, not a curated record